Messenger RNA from Trichomycterus rosablanca, 3101 nucleotides. RefSeq names its product WD repeat and SOCS box containing 2 (gene wsb2). The transcript is spliced from 9 exons. Gene Ontology annotation, molecular function: protein binding. Gene Ontology annotation, biological process: protein polyubiquitination; intracellular signal transduction. The record is from RefSeq and is a predicted model, not a curated record. The coding region runs from base 12 to 1274 and encodes 420 amino acids. NCBI's taxonomy places the organism in Eukaryota, Metazoa, Chordata, Actinopteri, Siluriformes, Trichomycteridae.
AUGAGCCAUUCAUGGAGGAACACACACGGAUUAAUCAGGAUCUCACCAGGCUGUUGUGUAGUGCUCGUAAAAAUACUAAAGAACAAGAUGGAGUUGAGCUGAUCGCAGAGCUAAAGCCCUCGUUCCAGCCCCGUCUGUACGGCUCGCCCGGCUGUGAGACAUGGAGCGUAUGCUUCUCGCCGGACGGUGCCUACUUCGCCUGGUCCUCUGGUUACGGCAUCGUGAGGCUUCUGCCAUGGCCUCUGCCCCCCAACCUUCAUGGUGCAGAUUGUAACAGCGAAGAGAAAACGCUGGACUGUGGAAACACUGUGUGGGGAAUGUCGUUUGGCCCACGCUCAUCACAUGAUGUUAAUUCUGCCCCGAAGUCUGAAAGCAGACACGACUUGCUGUUAGCAACAGGGCUCAAUGACGGACUGAUCAAGGUGUGGGUCGUCUCUACUGGAAAGUUACUGUUCAAUUUAACUGGACACAAGUCAGUGGUGAGAGAUUUACACUUCACUCCGAACGGAAGACUCAAUUUGGUUUCAGCAUCCAGGGACAAAACACUGCGAGUCUGGGACUUGGAAAAGAAAGGAACACCAUCCCACGUGCUGACCAGUCCAAAAUACUGGCAGUUCAAAUGUUCAGUUUCUGCAGAUAGUAGCAUGAUUGCUUCAGUGUGUAAUCUCGACUCGAAAGUGUACCUGUGGAGUCUGCGGUCUUACACCCUGAUCAGGAACCUGAAAUACGAUGACGAGAGGACCAUGGUAUCGUGUGAUUUCUCUAUGGAUGGAGCACUGCUUGCAGUGGGAUCAUUUCGUGCUGAUACAGGAUGGAGUUUGGACCUGUGGGAUCCCUACACUGCUGAUCAUCUUACUAAAAUCAUGGACUGUGACAUGUGUGUUGGCGGAAAUAACAACAUACUAACAGCAUUCUGUUUCUCUCCUGUCGCUUCUCAUUUAGCCUUCAAAGAUUACAGGGUGUUACAGAUUUGGGACCUGGAACAAGAUAAACUGGUUUUGGAGUCGGACUACAGCCAAGUCAGCGGGCUGUGCUGUGCCUUCCACCCACACGGCAUCGCCAUCGCUACAGGGAGUCGGGACGGACACGUGAAGUUUUGGAGAGUUCCUCGUCUGGUUUCUAGUUUGCAGCAUCUUUGUCGGACUGCACUCAGGUACUCGGUGUCGACCUACCAGGUGAGGGCGUUACCCCUCCCCAAGAAAACCCUGGAAUUCCUCACCUACAGGAGCAUCCCUGACAAAAAGAUUCUGCGCUGCAGCAAACACUACAGUUAAUCAACAUGACGGCACAUGAGAAAAUAAAACACUGUUGUGAGGUACACUGGUUUAGAAAAGCAACAAGAUUUAUUUAUAUUUUACAUUAAUGUUUCUGCUGCUAUAAAACUCCAGUACUUUUAUUUUUAAGUGUAAUGUACUCAAGCAAAAGUACUCAUUACAACAUCACAUUGUAACCAGACUGACUGAAUAAGACAUGAAGGGUGUGUAGAUGUAAAUAACUGGACUAGCUAUCACUGACCACUAGAUCUCUGACUGCCUGGAAAGCAGCUACCAUUGAGCUCAGCUGAAUCUUCUCAUUAGUUCCAGAGGCCAGACGAUACCUAAACAAGGAAGAGACUUUAAAUCCCACUGCACUCCAGAUCGACAGUUUUAUAGUCAGAGAAAAUGAUUUGGUUUAAAGCUUUUGCAACACUAUAUGGCCAAAAAGUAUUCGGACACCUGACCAUGAGAUUAUUGGACAUCUCAUGGUAUCAUCUAUGGAGUGACCCCCAUGUGAUCCACUAUUCUGAGAAGGUGCCCAUUCAGUUAAAAUAGCAUUUGUACGUCUGAGCACUGAUGUUGAUCAAGACAGCCUCAGUUGAUGUUCCAGUUUAUUCCGGAGCUGUUCGGUGGGGCUGAGGUUCAGGGCUCUGUAGAUUUUAAACCGAGCUUUUCGGUUCUGUGCACAAUCAUGUAUUAUUUCUUUUAUAUAAUUGAUUUAUUACAUCUGUUAGCAAUUGCUGUGACUGAACCCUGAAUAAUUAGGAGUGUCCCAAUACUUUUGUCCAUAUAGUGUAUUGGUAAUUGCCACUCUGCUAAAAUUAAAAAGUAUAUAUAAAUAUUACAUUGUGCUAACAUGCAACAAAAACUACAUUUAUUUAAUUCAGCUAACAACUGAAUAUAAUUAAACAAACCAUAAACAUCCACCUUAUAAAAAAAAUAAAAAAAGUCAACCAAUUAUGGGCAAACUUAAUAAUAACUUUUAAUAACAAUUACCGACUGUAGCCCAUCUGUUGGUCUGUACACUGUCACCCACAUGGACCCAAUUUAUCAUUAGCUGGUGCAGCAGUGUUGUUAGGAUUUUAAAGCACCUUAAUGCCAGUAUUUAGAAGAUGCACCCUGUGAUCUAAAAGUGUCCACUGAUAAAAGACUAGUGGAAGAUUAUAAUCAUUUUAAAAUCCCAACAACAACGUUGCACCUGUAUAUUUGUGUACAAACCGCCUACACAUAUCAGGGACGCUCAAUGGCAAACAUUAUAAUCAAAGUCACCGUCACUGGAUUUCAUGGCAGUGCAACAUCUUGAAUCGUAACGUUACGUGAAACAUGACGACUGCUCGGGCGAAACUUAUUAUUAUUUAUUAGGAUUUUAACGUCACAUUUUACACUUUGGUUACAUUCAUGUCAGGAACGGUAGUUACUCAUUACACAAGAUUCAUCAGUUCACAAGUUUAAUAUCAAACACAGUCAUGGACGAUUUUGUAUUUCCAAUUCACCUCACCUGCAUGUCUUUGGACUGUGGGAGGAAACCGGAGCUCCCGGAGGAAACAAACAUGCUCCACAUAGGAAGGACCCAGAGCUUGGGAGAAACUUUAUAGCUUAAUUUACUACUUAAUUACAAAACCUGUAGGUCUGCAGAUAAGAACACGAACCUCUGAUAUAGUGUUUUAAGCAUAAUUUAAGUAUAUAUUUUUCAUGUUAUAUACAUAUCUCAGUUCAUUUAUUUGGAUUAUUUUGAUUAUUAUUUUGAUUUUUGUACCUGAUGGAAUGUGUUUCUAUGCUGUACAAUGUUCAGAAUUUGAAUCCUGUUAUUUAAAAAUGUGCAAUAAAAAUAUUUUAUCAAAUAGA